GGACACAGGCACACAGACAGACAGACAGACAGACGGGGGAGGGGAGGGGAGGUUCCAGACAGAAGCCAGGAGAUCUCAGGUGCAGCCAGAUGACAGAUGGGGGGGGGUGGAGAGGACAGACAACCAGUUCAAGGUAAAGGCAGACCGAAUUCUCUCCACCCCGCCCCCUUACACACACACACGCAAUACAAUUACACACAGACACCCCAGACACGGACCACCAUCACCCCACCUGAUAAUACCCGCGGCUUCCCCGGGAAAGACGGACCCACAGACACCCACCUGGCAGCCGCCGGAGAGAAGAGAUGCUGAGGCCGCAGAGCAGCCCCCCCUUACCCACCCCUGCAGCAAAGGACGGGACUGACUGACACAGACAGACAGACCCACCCCACCCGCCUGCCUGCCACACACACCUAAGCUGGGGCGGGGGGCGGGAGGCUGUGUGAAGGAGCCCGAGCCCGAGCCCGAGCGGGAGGGGAGGGUGGGGAGGGAGGGGGGACGGGGGAGAGGGACACACACACACUCGCUAGAACACAGGCUCCUGGGGUGAUUAACAUUCAGUCCGCGUCUGCCCCUCUCGCGGAGACAGACGCGGCCCUCCCCGCAGGGCCCCUGGGGGGGGGACCCCCGGGGUUGCAGAGGGAGCGGACUCCCCAGAUGAGGCCCUGGCCACAGACAACAGGGGAGAGGGGAGGAGAGCUAAAGAAAGGGAUGCCCCCCUUCCAGCCCCCAAGUAUACCCUCGGCUCUCCGGGACCCGGGGAGGGGCAAUUUCCUCGGACCCUCGCCCCAGCGCUUGAGAAAUGCAGGGGAGGGGGCACACACCGAGGGGCGGGAACCCUGCUUUUCCGCCUUCUGCUCUCCCUUGCACCUUGCGCUGUCCCUGGGGCUCGGCGCUGGCAGCCCGUCGGGGGGCCCAAGCACUGGGCCUUCUAGCCUCCCACCCAGGGCCCCGCGUGUCCAGGCCCCCUCGGGGACCCGGGCGUCCUCGGGAGCCUCGCUCCUCCUCUCCUCUGGGAGGAUUGAGACGUCCAGUCCCGCAGCCCCCUCCGCUCCCCAGCCCGUUGGGGACCCCAGGGCCCGGGCUCCUCCCUCUCGGGGCUCGCUCCCUCCCGGACCUGCUCUCAGACCCCAGAACCGGGGACUUAAUGGACGGCCAGGGGGGCCUUUUGGGGCCGCGGGGUGACCCCUUCUUGGAGCUCCCGAGCAAGUGGGAGCCGGAACCCCCGAGACAGCGGCGGGCCCCCCCCCCGGGCAGGGGC
This is a messenger RNA of Phascolarctos cinereus (koala), 1261 nucleotides long. The record is from RefSeq and is a predicted model, not a curated record. NCBI's taxonomy places the organism in Eukaryota, Metazoa, Chordata, Mammalia, Diprotodontia, Phascolarctidae.